This is a messenger RNA of Patiria miniata (bat star), 13210 nucleotides long. Its product is annotated as supervillin-like. Gene Ontology annotation, cellular component: cytoplasm; actin cytoskeleton. The transcript is spliced from 35 exons. Gene Ontology annotation, molecular function: actin filament binding; phosphatidylinositol-4,5-bisphosphate binding. Bases 483 to 8345 code for a protein of 2620 amino acids. NCBI's taxonomy places the organism in Eukaryota, Metazoa, Echinodermata, Asteroidea, Valvatida, Asterinidae. Gene Ontology annotation, biological process: cytoskeleton organization; barbed-end actin filament capping; actin filament severing. The record is from RefSeq and is a predicted model, not a curated record.
UUUAGCAUUUAGCACUGGUUGUGCAUUGAACCAAUUGCAAUGCAUACAACCGGAGUGAUAUUUUAUCAACAACCGUGUCACGGUCUAUUCAACUUGAUCAGUAGUGGAUGGACAGGAGGUUAAUUUGAGGCGAAAAUGUCACCCCCUGCCAUGGAUUUACGUGUGCCAUCGUUUUCGGUUGGUCCAGAAUCUAUUUAGAUGUCACUGAUCCAACUCCUUAUGCUGCCAUCACUCAAGCAAGGUAUCGCCGUUCAUCACACAAAUCAAACCCAGACGAAAGAGACUCUGAAGACAUCUCCUCUGAUGCAUCUGUCGAAUCAAGCACUUUGAAGAAGGGGCAGCAAAGCCGUACAAUCCGUCCAGUUGCCAAACUCAGGAAAAGAUACGACAGUUCAAAGCCCACUAGAAGUGGAAAGCAAGACUCUGAUAACAGUACUGAUUCCGAGGCUGAGGAGGGACGAGUCCCUGCAAAGCAUUGUGGGAUGUCAGGAAGAUCUCGACUCCAGCGCAAUGGAAAUGACCAUCAUGAUUCCCGAAGCCCAAGGGCCAGCAGUGGAUAUGGGCUGCAUUCAGCAGAGACGUCCAAGCGGGUAUUGAGUGAUACACACAAACGAGUAGGCAUGGAGAGUGGCUACGGGAACAAGGGAAAAGAAGGGGUCAGCGUGGCUGAUUCCACACCGUCAAGGUACACCAAACCACCCAGACACGACAAGGAGAGAGUUGACAGUAUCCGGGAUGAGUACCUAAACAAGAAGGCUGCUAACGGUGAGAUCACGAGAGUCCCGCGUUACUCGCGGGGCCGGGCCUCCACAACUGCCGGUGACAAGGCAGCCGAGAGCGCCAUCACGCCAGCCGCCGGCGACAUGCUGCUGCGCGAUCGCAGCAGCUCUGACUCCUCGGAAGACCCCGAGUCUAGGAAAGCACGCAUCGCCAAAUACAAAGAGCAGAGGAGGAAAGAACUUGCCGACAAGUAUGGACUGAAGGAGGGUGGCUCCACUGCCACAAGCAGCGACAGCGACCCAGCGUCAAGAUACAGACGGGACCGGAAGCCAAGGGUAGAGGAGAGCAGGAUACCCACUUACGAGAGUCGGACAGAGAGGGGUGACUCUCGAAGGAAGACUUCCCAAGACUCUGCACCUUCAAGUCCACGAUCGCCAAAGACUACAGAGGAGCCAGAAGUGACUAGAUCAAGUGGGUUGAGGGAUCGCUCAGACAGCAUCAGUUCAACAUCCUCUGAAACAAGAGUGCGGAAAGACUCAGUCAUCUCUGCCGAGACUCAGCAGCUGGUAGAUUCUCUGGAAGCCUCACGAGCAGCACGUAGAGAGAGAAUGCGUCGGUCAAUAUCUGAUGUGUCAACGGAUGCAACGGAGAAGAUCAUAGCCAGGCACAGAUCAAGGAAGGAGAGCAUGACUAGUGAGGAUGGCGAUAUCUGUACCGGCUCUGUUAGAAAUACAGAUGAGAGAGGUCCGGUCGCUCGCGUCAGUGACACCGAUUCGCAGGGGUCAUCGUCGGCGACAUCAGGGGAGAGACUGAGGUCAAAGAGCGAGCCCAUCAACCCAGCAGUACUGACAAUUGCACAUGAACAGCGUAAAGCAGAGCCUGAGGAGCCCAAGCCGUCACCAGACAGGGCGGUGAGCACCAAGCAGUCCCGGUCCAGGAGCCGCCGACAGAAUGUCUCCAUCACGGCAGCCCAGAUUAAAGAAGCUAGCGCCAUUGGCCAGAAAAUGGUUGAGCGGAGACUCUCCCUUACCAGCAGCACUCAGUCUCCCACAUCUCCAUCCAACUCAGACUCCGGUGAUGCCGUCAGGAAAGAGCCAUCAAGUGCCACGCCAGAAGUGUCUUCAGGCAAAGAAAGUGAUGAACCUGAGCCCAAAAGUGCCUCCCCCUCUAAAGAGACACGAGUGCCAAAAUCUGCAACCAGGACAGCUAUAGGCCCAGGUCCUUCAGAAGAUUCAGUGUUUGCUGUCGCCAGUAAAACAGAUACUAUAGCUCCUGAGGAAAGCAAAGUGGAGGAAAAAAUUCAGUCAACCACUGCAGACGCUACACAAGCAAAACCAGUGCAAGAAAAACCUUCAAAAGUCAGGGAUAGAAAGGAAGUUUCCUCAAAAGCUGCAAAGUCACCCAGUCCACGAGUCACUUCUCCUGAAAAGUUAGAACCUGGAAGGAAGUCGCCUGAGAAAAAGACGGGAAGCAGAUCCCCUGAGAAGACAUCAAAGGGGUCUCAGAGAACACCACGUGCAUCCAGCACUGAAACUGACAUGGGUUCGUCGAGCAAAGUGCAUCUGAAGCGUCCGCAGAUCCCACAAGUAUUGGACGAGGUUAGAAAACGACGGGACUCAAAUGGGAGCAACUCAUCUUUGAGCGACGGAACACUGUCGCCAACUCACCGACUCGCCAAGGCCAAAGGGUCGGAUAGUGACUCUCGAGCAUCCCCGACAUCCCCGUCACCGGUCCACAAGUCAAGCCGGAGAAUCACAGAGCCCUCAUCUCGGAUUCAAGAACUGGCCAAGCCGAGGAGAGUGGAAGCAAAGAAAGAGACUGCAACAAAUGGUGUAGAUUCAAAGAAAUCUGAGAGAAGAACACCAACAUCCCCAGAGAAACGGAUCAAAGCUAGGGCAGACAUUGCUAUCCAUUCCAGGACAGAAAAUGGUGUGGUAGUGGAUAGAAACAAAGGAAGAGACAGUCCCAAGCCUAAAGAAUCUAAAGAAGUGACUGUAUCAACUAAAAUUACACAAAAGCCACCCUCAUCCAAAGAGAAAGUGCCUCCCCAAGUGAAAGCAAAGGUGACUUCUAAACAAACCUCAAAAGUGGAGACAACAAGGCAAACAAAACCAGCCAAGGAUGCCCCCAAGACCGCAAUCAAGACACAGAGUAAAAGUACCAAAGCAGAACCAAAGAGCAAUGCUGUUAAGCGUCAAACUUCGUUCAAAUCGAGAAAGUCGCCUGAUACUCCAGAACAGACUGACGUCAAGAAGGUUGCCUUGGCAACCAAGGAUAAAGAGUUGAUGGCAGUGAUGCGGGCUCGUGCCUUGAGUCUCCGAGACAGUGACGAAGAGGAGGAAUCUGGAGUUAGGCAGGAGGAUGAGGCCAAAGACCAGGACCAGAAACCGGAAGAUGUCAUCAAGGUCCCUGUUGCCCAGAGACUGCAGGUCUUUAGGAGUGCAGAGAAGUUGGACAUUAAACCACCAAUGCCUCCAACAUCGCCGGGUUCCCCUAGGUCACCUAGGUCACCAAGAAGGUCUUCUCAGAUCAAAAUGGAGACCACAGAGCCUGAGUCUCAACGAACUCCAACUGAAAAGUUGAGUGAGGCAGAGGCUGAACCAGACGAGUUAGCCACACUGACUGUUUCAGAAAAGAAGCAAAUGUUCACACAGAUCUCUAAGCAAAAAGACGAAGAGGUCGCCAAAGCUAAGCCACGCAGACGCUUCCACCGCAUACGCAAUAGUGAGCGUUCACAAACUCAGCCUGUCACGCCGGAGGAAUUUAACUCGGCGACGUCGUUAGCCAACCUCAGUGCCGGUGAAAGCACCUUGCCAGCUGUGAAUGAGGUGGAGGUUGAUGAAGAUGAUGCCUCCCGGUUGAGCCUGGCAGAAAAGAUGAAACUGUUCCAUCAAAAGGCAGAGGUAGACAAGCCCCCACCCAAGGCCGAAGUCCCAAAACGAAAGAAGCGCACUGACUCCAGGUUUAAGACCCAACCUGUGACAAUUGAUGAGGUCAAGAAGGCCACUGGAAUCUCACCUUUGAUGCGUAGCUUCACAAGGCCACCAGAUGAGGUAGCUGGCUUACCCCUCCAAGAACAAAUUGCUCUUGUUUACGGCUCGAAAGAAAGGCUGGAAAGAAGGAGUUCCUUGAAAGAUGAGAGGCAUCCACCUUGUAGUGGUUCCGAAACAAGCUCCCCUGAGAAGAAGGGAAUUCUUAAAGAGCCUUCUUUCGAGAAGGCAGACUCCAGUUCUGAUGAGCCGCCAAAGAGCAUUUUAAAGUCGGACUCUGAGGUCAGCUAUGACAAGCUGCAAAGGGGACGUGGCAUACUGAAAGCCGAAGAUGCACCCACUGUUCAGUCAGACCCUGAAGUGAGGAGCAUUCUGAAAGACAAGAGUGAAUCCCAGAGUUCUGACUUGGAGGAGACGAAGAGCAUUCUUCGUAAAGAUUCCAAACAAGAGAAGGAUGACACCGACUCGGACCGUGCUGACAAAUCCAUCCUGAAGAAGGAUUCGACCUCUGCGAAGCCCCCUCUUCAGUGCAUCAUGCGGAAAACCUCAGACACUGUCUCCGCUGAAGGACAGACAGAUGCUUUGAAGCCAGUGGAUAGUCCAAAGAAACCUGCCUUAAAGAAGGACGAUUCAAGAGAUUCAGACUUGGACAGUGGAAGUGCCAAGCCUCCUCUGCCAAGCAUCAUUCGGAAAACCUCCGAGACUGUUUCUGCUGAAGGAGAGAGGGGUGAUUUAAAGCCAAAGGAUAGUCCAAGGAAAGCUGCCCUGAAGAAGGACGAUUCUCAGGAUGCUGAUGUAGAUAGCGGAACUGAUGACCCAGUCAAGAGAAAAAGUGGAUUGGCUAUGGAGCAGCUUCGACUCCGAAAGGGAAAGGCCAGUCUGAGGGUUGAAGGCUACUCCAGCUCUGACUCCGAGCCCGAGGUACGAGCCAGGGCCAGAUCAACCCCAAACUCACCCAUCGUUGAGAUCAGAACAGUCAAGAAGAAGCAGAUUCCGGAGUUGGACAUCACUAAGAAACGACCCAAAUCCCCAUCUGCCAAAGAUGCCAGGGAGCGCGGCCUGUCCCCACGGCGACUGAAAUCCCCCGACCCAGGACGAUACAAGACCCAGCCCGUCACGCCCGAGGAGAUGGCCAAAGUACGGCAGCUGACCGAGCCGGUCAAGACCUCCGGCUCCAUUGCUGAGAGAUUGCAAUCUUUGCAGAAGAGUGGGCAAGAGGAUUGGCAGAAGCGCAUCAACAAAUACAACGACUCGCCGAAGUCUAAUCUGAAAGACUUCCUCAAAAUACCCGGCACUGAAACAUGCAGGCAGCCAGAUGAGGAUGCUGAUCUGGCCUCCUGCAGCAUCUCCAAGAGGCUGGAGCUGAUCCAGGACAGCCAGAGCAAAUGGAAGAAACGUGUGGAGGAGAAAGAUGCCACACAGUUCACCGUCUCAGGGAAGAUGACCAAAGCUGGGAAGGAAGUGGUGGAGACGUCGCCCCAGCUGAGGAGAGCUGGGAGUUUGAGAGUCAAGCGGGGAGGCUCAUUCAGAGGUCGUGUGACUCUUGGUGAUAAAAAAGAUGGCGAUAAAAAAGAUGCUGACAGUAAAGAAGGCGAGAGCAAAGGAGCUGAGGACAAAGAGGCAAACGCCAGCGACAAGAGUGAGGACAAGAGUGAAAGCACCAGCAGCAUAACCAUUAGUGUCUCAGGGGAAACACAAGACAGUAAGAGCUCCUCUACCAACGCAACAACCACCGAGUCGGAAUCCGAGUCGGGCUUUCGCAUCGUCAAGAAGAAGAUUGCCGUCAUGAAGCCAGACGAUGAAACGUUUGCCGAGUUUUUCAGUAGCAGUUCGACAGUCAUCACUGAGACCGCUAUGCUACCCAAGGACCGCAAGGCCUCCCUGGAUGAUGUCACUCUCUCUGACUUUGAUGCCCUGUCAGACAUCCAGCUUCCAAAGUUAACAGCACUCUCACGGAAUCGCAUGUCGCUGAGACCCAAGAGACGAGCCCAUGGCACCAAGAACCCCAUCCGUGCCCUGAAGACGCGCAGUAACGUCAUCACGGAGUAUGAAGAGGUGAAGAUGGAAAUGAUUGAGACGCAGGUGAUGGACAGGACGGCUGUCAUGAAGGCCAGGCGAGUGGAAUUGUCAUCCCAGUCCAGGCUACACCACUCUGCACGGAAGGGACUAGCCAGCAAGGAAGACAUCAGCAAGGGACUCAAGAAACUACAGAAGGUCAAAGAUGUCAGGGAGAUGGAGGGCAAACUCAGUCAGCUACUACCAUACAAGGAGCUCAUGCUGCUCCAUAUAAAAGGGAGACGCUUCGUCCAAGUCCGACUGAUACAGCCCUCCACUGAAAUGCUGAACACCGGCGACUGUUUUGUGCUUGUUACGCCCAAGGAGUGCUUCCUGUGGAUCGGGGAAUACUCAAAUGUCAUUGAGAGGUCAAAGGCAUCAGAAAUAGCCCAGAUGAUCCAGACGACGCGAGACCUGGGCUGCAAGGCGCCCUCGUUGGUCACAAUCGAAGAGUCUAAAGGCAAACCCCUGGGAUCGCUGAGAGACUGGAAGCGGUUCAUGGCCACGCUCGGUGGAGAGGACGACGUCAAAGAUAUUGCCCGUGCAGAUGAGGAUGAGUUGCACGAGAUCUACAUCACAGAGACCAACAUGGUGUACAAGGUGGAGGGGGAAUCGCUGGUACCCUGCGACGACUACUGGGGGUCACCGCCUAAAUUCUCCAUGCUGAAUACCAACGAGAUCUAUGUCUUUGACUUUGGGACGGAGCUGUACAUAUGGCAAGGGAAGCAGACAUCCAGCAAGGAGCGACAGACGGCCGCUAAGCUGGCAGAGAUCGUAUGGCAGCGGGGUUAUGACUACAGGGAGUUUGAUAUCAAUCCGCUCUGGCCUGGACAUUCCAAGAAACCUAUGCACGGCGAGGAACGACCAGAAUGGGCACUGUUUGGAAAGACCACGGAACACAUGGAGACAGUUCUCUUCCAGAACAAGUUCAUUGAUUGGCCGAGUGAAUCCAGACUCAUCAAAGUGAAAACCAACGAAGAAGAACAGAAGCCUGAACCAGCGCCUGAGUUAGUUCCUUACGAUGCUUUUAAGAUGAUACAACCCAGCAAGGAAAAGACAGAUCUCAUCCUGGAAAACACAAACCUGGGCAGAGGAAAAGGUUCGACAGCAAAGGGUGAUGGAGGCACAGCACACUUUGAAAAGAUUGACCAACGAGGCAACGAGAUCACCACAUUGUCAGUGGUUGUGUGGCACGUCUUGGAGUAUGAGCACAGUAUUUUACCUCAAGAGAGCUUCGGUCAGUUUCAUGAGGGUGACACCUACGUGGUACGGUGGCAGUACAGGGUGGAGAGCACAGGUAUGCGAGACCUGAAGGGUAACCUCUCCAAGCGUGGCCAGGGCCAUGGCCGGGAGCGUUGCGUCUACUUCUUCUGGCAGGGAUUAGGUAGUACCAUCAAUGAGAAGGGAGCCUCAGCUCUCAUGACGGUGGAGCUGGAUGAUGAGAGGGGGCCGCAAAGACAGGUGAUUCAAGGCAAGGAGCCAGCAGCCUUCUUACAGCUCUUUGAUGGCAGGAUGGUGAUACACAUCGGCAAGCGAGAGGAAGAAGAAACCAAUACCCCAGGCCCCAAUAGGCUGUACUGCGUCCGCAGCGAACACACCGAAGAAGGCUUACUGGUAGAGACAGAAUGCAAGACCACCCAGCUCCGAUCUAGAGCCUCAUUUGUCCUUCUCAACCUCAAAGAAAGCCUCAACAGAGCAACUGUAUGUGUAUGGCAUGGUGCCAAAUCCUCCAAGGCUACUAGGGCUGUGGCGGUGCACGCCGCCAAUAUGCUGAAGGAAAAUAAGCCUCAAGAGAUGGGAAUGAAGGAGGAUUGGACAGUCAGCAUUGAGGAGAUGGAGGAAGGACAGGAGACAAGCACCUUCAAGAAGCUCCUGGGCGUGGAUCACAGUGCUUAUGAUAGUGCAAUAGGAGAUCCUCUGAUAUACAACUACACCCCACGGCUCUUCCAUCUGACCAGCAAGUCUGGAGUGUUUGUUGCCACUGAGAUAUUGAAUCAGUCUCGUUCAGAGGAGAUGUUUACUCCGUAUCCAUUCCAGCAGACGGAUCUGUAUGGGGCAUCUCAACCUGCCCAGUUUCUGUUUGACAAUCACUACGAGGUGUACCUAUGGCAAGGCUGGUGGCCUGAGGAUCAAGAUAAGAAGACUGGCUCAGCUAAGAUGAGAUGGGAUAUAGACAGGCGGUGUGCAAUGGAGACAGUCAUGGCGUAUUGCAAAGAGAAACGGAGCAAGAACCCACCCAAAGCGUACUUGGUGUACGCGGGCCUGGAGCCCUUGACAUUCAUCAACUUGUUCCCCUGGUGGAGAAUCGACGACCAUGUAGCUGAAAUCAACAAGAAGGAUGGGAAAAGCGGUGACCAUGCUGUUCUGGUCAGCGAAGUCUUACAGAAACUAACCAAAGCCCAGUACACGUUUGCCGAGCUGCAACAGAAGCCACUGCCAGACGGGGUGGACCCCCUCAAACUAGAAACCUACCUCUCUGAAGAAGAAUUCAAGGAGAAACUAAACAUGGGAAGGGAGGAAUUCUACAAGAUACCACCGUGGAAGCAACUCAAGAUCAAGAAGGAAGUUGGUUUGUUUUAACCACGGCACCUCCCUGCGUGUGGGAGUUUUAAAAGUUUGUGCAGGAUCACUGACAAGUAUGAGUGGUUAGCUCCGAGAACUUUGGAACCGCUUGAAGAAACACAUCUGCAAUUUGGGACAGUUUUGAAGAUAUGAUGCUGGAUUUCUCAGCUUUGGAAAGCCGCAAAUCUGUCAUCAAUAGACUGCCAUGGAAGGAGUGACAUCUGCGGGCCAGGAUUGAUAGAUCUCUGCAUCACAGCCAUAUUCUAGUUGUGUGCUAUGGUUCUGCAGGGAUAAACAUGAGUAGACGUGCAUUCAUUGUUAAUGGAUUCAAAUACAUGUAUCAAAAAGAUCUUAAAAGAUGGCUGCGCAGUGCAGUGGACCUGUUAGCCUGAGAGCGUGUCCACUCCUUGGGCUUUUUCCCCCAGAUCUUGGGAAUUUAGGCCAGGGCUUGGGAACAUUUCGUUGAGCCUUGUGAAUGUUUGUGCAUUGAGAACACACAAAAGUAUGGAUUUGUGAAUGCGCAGAAUGUUAAUUGAAGCAUUUUAAGAGCCCCAUUCACAUACGGUCUGUACUGCUAUUCUGAUACAUAAUCCUGGGAGAUCUUGGGAAAUCUUGGGAAUUUUUCAGCGGUCAUCUUGGGAUUUCAAAAUUGAUGAGUGGCCACUCUGGCCUGUUGCAGUCGUAUCCCGUAUGGUGUAUCAGGCAGUGCCUCUAUUUUGAUGAGCUCUCUGUCAACCUGAGGUUUAUUAAAGGCAUAUAGAAUCAUUUGCAUUUGUUCCGAUAACUUUUGAAUUAUGGUCAAAAUUCUUACUAGGUUUAAAGAUCGUAGUGGUACUAAACACCCUGUGAAAUCUUCCGGUCUGGUUUGCUGUCAUGUAGAAGAAAUCCAGAAAAAUGUCGGAGAUUUCCAACGAUCAGUCAAUUGACUGAUUUUUGGAAAUAGAGAGUGCUAUGGAUGAAAUUGUGUUUCGUAAUCAAAAAGUUGUGCAUGCUUUUCACUGUUUUCUUGAAAAGUGUCAAAUCCACCGAGCUGAAAUUUCACUAGUUUAGGUUUUUGAACAUUUGUCUUUUCAUUUUGAGUGGUGUUAUAAACAAUGCAUGAUUGAAGCAAAUGAUCCUAUAUGUCUCUAGGUUACCGGAUCAAGUCAUUAAUUUAAGAGACCGACAUUCCAUUUUUGGAGUAACGGCAAUUAAAGUGUGAAUGUCUAUUCCAGAAACACUUACUGCUUUUCAUUGCACAAAACUUGAAACUCAUUUUCUGUACAUAUGUACCAUACCUAUGUAUCCAUUCUCAUUUGUUUCUCCGUUUUUCAUGGUAUUGAAGUCGGUCAUUUGCAAUAGGUUUUUACUGGGUAUGGCAGUGGGGACACCUGCCCAUCACCCCACAUCCCCAUGGCUGUGACAGUCCUGUUUAGAUAACGAUGUAGUACCUUGAGCACCAACUCUAGUGGAUAUGUGGGCUUUAUCAAUCCACAUUACAGUAGACGAAUCUGGUGAGAGCGUUGAAAUGCUUGAGGGUGCCCUACUAUUUUAGGUCACUGUGGUGUACCGGAUGAGUCCGUGGAAAUCAACACGAAAUAAGGGGUUUCCGUCCAAAUUUCCUGAAUUAUUAUGUUUCUGGUUUUAAAAAAGGACAAUUUUGGAAGAGAAAUGAGAGUAAAGUGCAAGCACCAGUGCACCCAUACUUGUUCCGUAGUUGUGGGGAUUACACAUGUGUUGUUCCGUAGUAUUAUAGGGACCGAAUACGCUAUGGUAGAAAGUCCCCAGAACUCGGUCAUGGUUUUCAUAACAAUAAAAACCUUCGCCAUAACGCGGUGACAGCCCGCCCUACACAACACAUGCACAAAUGCACCAUAGUCAUGAGACCCGUCCACACUAUCCAAAGUCUCUUUUUAUGGGCCUGGGUCCAACAUGUAGAUUUCUGGAACCUCAUUCCUACUACUAAGAAUCCAAAAUGGCUUGUACACAGGUCCCAGAUGUAAGUGUGAACGGUAUGCCUUACCUAUCCACGUUCAAUGGGACCUGGUUCUGUUUACCGUGGAACCGUGUUGAUUUCAUUCAACAAGGGUAGGCGAGAUGAUAGUGUGUAAAGGCUCAUGAUUCUGUCAUUGGAGGGCCGCAUUGCCAGAAUCGUCUGUAGGGACAAGUACUGCGAUAAUUCAAAUUGAUUUUUUUGAGCCUUGAGAAACUCGCUCCAAAACAAACUGUUUGACCAUAAUAUGCAGGAAAAUGUAUACUGCAGUGAUGGAAAGCACAGUGAGUUUGAUCUUACGGUGACAUGGGUGGCUAGUGUGUAAAGGUCUCGCCUUUUACUUGUGAUGCCCAAUUCAAUUCCCGGCACGGACCAUGUGUGAGUAGAGUUGUUCAACGAUUCUCUCCUGUGCCUCAAGAGUUUUUCUGCAGGCUCUCUGGUUUUCCUCCUGCAAAAAUGCAACACUUCUGAUAUCUGGCAUGGGUCGUAUGGCUGAUGCUUAUUAAAGGCCCCUUUACAUGCAAGCUGCUGGACUACGUUGUAGCUGGUCCUUCACAAUUCAGCUUCUCAGCUGCUAGUAAGGAUGAUUAGCCCCCAAAAUUAAUUAAUUACAAACUCCUCCGUUUUCAAUUCUAAAUCAAUGGUAUGUUUCCUUUUUUAAGCUAGAAGUACUGCCUGCAAUCACAUUAGAAAUGUGCUGUAAUGUAAUGUACAUAUACACAGGAGGGUUGGUAGAUGUAUUACCUAAUGUUUUAGCGGACAUUCGUGUACUAUGAACAAUUUCACAAUUCUUAACGAAUUUUGUGAGUCUUACAAUUGAUAUUUCCUAACAACAAAAAAAUGUAAAUAAUCUAUGUAAAAAAGAGAGGAAGCUAAUAUGUGAGAUUGUGUUUAUUAAUUCCAUAAUAUUGUCAUUGAGAAAGAGGGAAGCGGUACGCGAUGAGUUGUUGAAUGAGUGGGAAUUGUAAAGAAUUAUGUAACUUCCUAUAAGUACUGGUAUAAUAACAUAUCAAGCGUGGUGUAGGAUUCCUGUAUAUGUAGUUAUUUAGCAGUGUAGAAUUCUCUAACAACUCUCUCUUUAGGUUUCGGACCAGUGCAAUGAAGGGGCAGAGUACGUAGCUUAUUUAUUAACACAUGUAUGCAUUGGUGAACUUUUGGCCUGUUGAGAAAUUUGGUGUUUCUUCACAAUUUUUUGGAUACAAGGGUUGAAAAUAUAUCGUUGUGUGACGAUGAUGAAGUUUAAAAGGAAUGUUAACUCUGGUAACGUAAAAAACACAUAACUGCCUGAAACAAAUAUAAUGAGUUGUAAUUUUGUGUACUUUUCAUACAAAUAUUUGGAAUCAAAUUUGAUGUGUAGGGUUUUUUUUUGGGGGGGGGGGUGUCAAGAAGUAAACCUAAUGUGCCAAACCAAAUGUCAUCAGUAACCGUGGUAAUAAUGUAUAACUGUUGGUAUAAUUAUAUUGAUUGCUUACUGUGACUUAUGUGUAUUACAACCUCAUUCAAUCACAAUAUCCUGACAUUGUUGAGAUUAUCUACGGAUGUCGCUAAAUGUCUCCAAAAGUCAGAACAUUGCCCAAAACAUACGGAGAAAUUUCUUUUGAUAAUUUUUGAUAAUCAACACGUCUUGGAAGACUUAUUUAUGGUUUCGGUGAGGCAGGGAUAAAACCACUGCCAAAAAAAUAAACAGCACGAGGUUGAACAAUGUAUUUUUGAUUGGGCUGAGAUUUCCUCAAAUCUUCAUUUAACUCGAACUCCCUAGGCAUUUUUGCUAGGAUGCAACCUCAAUCCUGCAAAAUCCUACAGUUGCCUUCAUGUAAAAAUGGCAUACAGCCUCAAUCCUGCAAAAUCAAUCGUUAUUUCUUGAGUGUGUUCCUUGGAGGGGUGACCACUGCCUCAAACCUGCAAAAUACCCUGGCCAUCAUUGUCAAUAUGUUGAGGCAGAGCCUGUGACAUCCUGGAGCAGUGCAGAGGAUUUCUAAGUACAAUCUAGGCCUAAAUUUAAGCACGGCUGAGCAUAAACAACACAAGGUCCGGCCCAAGACCUUGACACAGUGCCUCCUUCAAAAUCAGCCACACAUUUUUUGCCAUAUAGCCUCAAUCCUGCAAAAUCCUCCAUUUUGCAAAGAGGAGUUGGGAAGGUUUGGGUUAAGUCCCACACAUGAACAUGACUCUUGAAGCAUGUUGUGCACUUUAUAAUAUAUGCACUUUACAAUUUCUGUAUUAAAUACUAUAAUUUAUGAAAAGUGCCUUGUUUUACGAAGCACAUAACCCAGCACAAAGUCAAAAAUGGAAUCCUCAAAGUCUGCAACAGUAUGGGGAAACGCAGUGUUUGUUGACAUGUAUAAGAAUCUUUUCAUCAAAUCCAUACCUGCAGUAACAGAAAUAGAUGUGUAACCUUAUAAUCUAUGUGUUUUGUAUAAAUCAUGAAAAUGAAACUGCCCAUGCAUUUGUAAAUUCCAGUUUGAUACCACAACUUUUGUUAACUCCUUUAUAAAUAACUGUCUAAGAGAUUCUUCUGAUGAUUUAUCAAAUUUGUAAUUUCGGUGUAAUGUGUGACUCUUUUGUGUAAUUUAUCACGAUGCAAAUUAAGGCUAGUAAUUGAAAUAUUAACACCAUUUGAUAUUGUUGAAUCAAAGAUUUCUGAUUUAUUAUACAAUCGUUACAAUUCCUAGAAGUGAUGACGUUUUAGAUUUUUAGGCAGUGGUACUUUGAGCUUGUAGUUCAUGUAUAAGUCAGUUUUAAUAAGGGAAAAAGGGACAGAAACAUCUUGAUCAUUCAAAAUGUCAUUUGGAGCUUUGUUCUCACCUUCGGAAACUAAGUUUGAAAAGGAAACAUUGUUUCAUUUAAACCUUAAUUAAAAAUGAUUGAAAAACACAAAUUUCUGAAAUACUAAUAAAUGUUUGGGAAUUAA